This is a messenger RNA of Amphibalanus amphitrite, 1137 nucleotides long. RefSeq lists its product as uncharacterized. Gene Ontology annotation, biological process: regulation of DNA-templated transcription; telomere maintenance via telomere lengthening. The record is from RefSeq and is a predicted model, not a curated record. The coding region runs from base 200 to 976 and encodes 258 amino acids. Gene Ontology annotation, molecular function: telomeric repeat DNA binding. The transcript is spliced from 2 exons. Gene Ontology annotation, cellular component: shelterin complex. NCBI's taxonomy places the organism in Eukaryota, Metazoa, Arthropoda, Thecostraca, Balanomorpha, Balanidae.
AGAUAAACAAGACCCUUGGAGAUUGCGGAGGAGAUUGGGGCGGUUUAGAGCGGUUGUCUUUGUUUUCCGGGCUACGGAACCUGCCGGAAUUUCGAUCGACCCCAUCGUCAAUCGGUGAUAGGGCCCCUAUCACCGAAAGAGGCCGUGCGAGGACUUGGUUGCCAGGUUGAGGACGGGUCUGACCAAGGCAGGUCUGACGAUGCCUACGCCAACCUCCUCGACCGAGACGACUGGCCACGGUUCGUCGGCUAGACGAAAGCGUCGUGCGGGUGUCGACGCCGCCGCCGUCCCGCCGGCCUUGGUCCAGCCUGUCCCUAGCUCGACUACCGGCGUCGGCUGCUCGACUCCCGGGAGCCCGGAGGUGGAUUUCUUUUUGGAUUUCGUGGCCAGCAGCUCGGAUGAGGACAGCGAUCUUUGCUCGCUGUUGAACGCAAGGCUGAACGGCUCCUCUGCCUCCGCUGACGCCGCCGGGCGCCGGGCCUACACGGAUGAGGAGGAGCACACCCUGGCUCGGCACGUGCUGCAGCUGCGGCGGAGCGGCGCCCGGCUCGGCGGCCGGCACGCCUGGCAGUGUCUGGAGCGGCGCCGGCUGCUGCCCGGCCGCAGCUGGCAGUCGAUGAAGCAGCACUGGCGCAGCAGCAUGAUGCCGCGACUGUUCCCCGAACAGCCGCGGCACCGGCUGGGUGGGAAGGGCCGGCCGCCGUACCGCCGCUUCACCCGCGCGGAGGACGAGGCCAUUCUGCGCUACCUGGAGGCCGAGGAGCCGUGCCGCGCGCUCCGGGUCGGCGGCCGCCGGCUCUGGCAAGACAUGGCCCUUCAGCUCGGUGGCCGCACGUGGCAAAGCCUCAAAGAGCGCUUCCUGAAGCGGGUGGCGCCCAACCUGAGCCGGUUCAGUGAGGUGUCGCCGGCGCUUCUGUCUGCCCUCCAGUCGUGCACGUCUUACCUGGUGUUGGAUAUGGACGUGGAGAGUCGCUAGGUCUACCAUCGCCGGAGGACGACGAUAACGCAGUCACGCAGUAACCCAGGCUGUGGCAAAGAGUUUGUUGAUACAGAUAGUUUGUUGUUGAUGCAGAAUGUCUUUUUUCUUCUGUUCUUCUAAUCACUAGCUCAGAUGCACGAAUAAAAAGUAGCGUUUGU